Messenger RNA from Synchiropus splendidus (mandarinfish), 4179 nucleotides. RefSeq names its product Abelson helper integration site 1 (gene ahi1). The record is from RefSeq and is a predicted model, not a curated record. Gene Ontology annotation, biological process: motile cilium assembly. Gene Ontology annotation, cellular component: ciliary basal body. The transcript has 26 exons. NCBI's taxonomy places the organism in Eukaryota, Metazoa, Chordata, Actinopteri, Syngnathiformes, Callionymidae. The coding region runs from base 136 to 3597 and encodes 1153 amino acids. Gene Ontology annotation, molecular function: protein binding.
CGCCCCUUCGUCCUUGUUGACUUGGAAACCGUGGCAGCGUCUCCAGUGUGGAACAAUAUGGCUGAAGAAUCACUGCUAAGGUAGCAUAGUGAGCCGCUUUUCCCCAUUGAGUGAGAAUGAUUUUAACGUCUGAGAAUGCCUGUGGGUAAAACUGAAGAGUGGGAGAACCCCCGGGAACGGUUUAGUGAGGUCCUUAAGAAGUACACCUCCUCAGAGAAAAAGUUAAAAAAGAAGAAAGCAGAAACCAAGGAAACUGUUGUGCUUCAGGAUCUUAAAAAGAACCUUGAAAAGGAGACGGAAUAUCAUGAGACAAUCCUACAGAACACGUUCCAGCCUGAGCAUGCAAGUCCGCGCUUCAUCAAAAACAAGCAGAGAGAAAGGGAGGUUGCAGAAAAGGACAACACCGACGACAAAAUACACCAUGUUGAAAUUCAUGCGCUGAACCCAAAGAGGAGAAGCAGGAGGGAGCUUCCCUCGCUUGCUACCACUGAGGACGAUCAAGUAUUCCAGGAAAAGAGUGCAGGUGGGACUCGAACUGAACAGACUGACGAAAGGGCGGGUAAACGAAGAAGCAAGAAAAACAAAGAAGCGAAGAAGGAUACCACGGGGGGAUAUUCAGAGGAUCAACUUUUACAAGAAUACCAGCAGCAGAUCGCAGAGACAGAGGAGAAGUCGCUGAUAAGAGGCAAGACAAGUGAGCGACUGAGCUCAUCGUCCCACGAGGCCCAUCUGAAUAAUGCCGUUGGCAAGAAGAAAAAGAAGAAGCUCAAGUCCUUGGUCACAGAGUCUGAUGCUAGUGAACGGGAUGAAGUGCAUGAGCUCGACGAUAAACCUAGCAAGGCAAGGAGGAAAAAACAAGCUGCCACAGGGGAGAGUGUCUCUGUUGCCCAGGAAGCACAGGGGCCAGUGUUGGAUGACAGUCUGGUGCUUGGAGUCUACAUCCAUAGAUCGGACCAGCUCAAGACGGACCCCCUCAUCUCCCACCCCAUGGUGAAAAUCCAUGUUGUGGAUGACCUCACUGGCCAGUACGUGAGGAAGGAAGACAGCCACAGACCCGUAUCAUCCUUUUAUGAGCAAGACAACGUGGAUCACAUUCUGCCAAUCAUGACACAACCUUUUGAUUUUAAAAAGAACAAGUCAGUUAUCCCAGAGUGGCAGGAGCAAAUCAUCUUCAAUGAGCGCUUUGGCCAUUUCGUCCAGCAAGGCAGUGAAGGUCCGAGAGUCAUGCUCUUCUUCGAGAUUCUGGACUUCAUCUCAAUGAAAGAGGCACGAGCCAAUUCUGAUAACAUGCACGAAGGAGGCGGAUUUAAGAAGAUUGCCUGGGCUUUUCUGAAGCUGGUGGGGACGAACGGUGUGCUGAAUAUCGACAGUCAAGUUCGCCUCCAACUCUUUUGCCCUCCAGCGCGGGCCAAGCGGCAGUCUAACAUAAUCGAGGUGGUGGACUGGUGGAGAAAUUACCCAAGAAAGAAAUACUCCUCCACACUUUAUGUUACGGUGAAAGGCAUCAAACUACCUGAGCAUGUGGAUCCAAGCAUUCGAUCCAUGAUGGCUCUGCAGGAGGAGCGAGGCAGCACCUCGUACAGUGAGCUGCAGAAUGAGGUGACGAAAAGAAGCUUGUCGCAGCCCCUGGACAACAAACCAGCCGUGUUGAGAUGGUCAAGACUGCCUGGACAGGUCAACAUGAUUCCCAACAAGCACAUGCUGUCGUUCCGUGGCGGUCAGAUGGGCUGCUUCACCGUCGUCUUCUCUCACAGUGGGACCUUGCUAGCUGCUGCUUGUGCUGACAAAGACGCCUUUCCUGUCGUCGUGUAUGAGAUCCCUUCAGGCAAGGUUCUCGCUGCGUUUAAUGGCCAUCUGAAAAUUGUCUAUAACCUCUGCUGGUCCAGUGACGAUGGGACUCUGUUGUCUGCCUCGUCUGAUGGAACUGUACGAGAAUGGAACGUUGAGAAGCUGUUGCUGAGCUCACGGAAGAUUCUCCCUCACCCGUCGUUCGUGUACUGCGCCCAGUACCACCCAGCUGCCCACAACCUGGUGGUGACAGGCGGCUUCGACUCACUGGUGCGAGUGUGGAAGAUGGACGUGGACGACGUGAAUGGACUGCUCCUGAAGGAGUUCGACGGUCACAGCAGCUACAUCAACACUAUCUGUUUUGACCCUGAUGGAAGCAGAAUGUUCUCUGGUGACAACAUGGGCCAGAUCCUCAUUUGGAGGACGGGUGUCAAGAAGCACCAGCAGCCAUGCAGUCAGUGGCGUAUGGAAGAGGUUUGUUUUGAGAAAUCGCAGAAUAUUUUUACUCUUCUUGGCACUGAUGCCACUGCUUUGUUGGCGCCACAGAAUAUUUCCGAGCUCAAGGGCAUCUCCAUUAACAUGCUUCAGCUCCACCCAAAUGGCCGCUGCCUCCUCAUUCACGCGAAGGACAGUAUCCUGAGGAUGAUGGAUUUAAGGAUUCGAGCAGUGAAGAAGUACAUCGGCGCCACCAACUACAAGGAGAGAAUCUACAGCACGUUCACACCAUGUGGCAGCUUCAUCUUCUCCGGCAGCGAGGAUGGAAUGGCCUACGUUUGGAACACAGAGACAGGCGACCAGGUGGCGCUGUACUCCGAGCUCUGCUUCUCAGCCCCUCUGUGCGGCCUGGCGUUCCAUCCUCACGAGAACAUGGUCGCCUUUUGCGCCUUCGCUCACAGCCAGCCCAUUCAUGUGUACCUGUAUGACCGCAAAGCGUCUCAGCUGCAGGUGCAAAAUUCCACUGCAUGUAGAUCAGCCUCUGUGGACACCAGAAGUGUCAGUAACAUGCCUGGCACCGCCACGCUUCAAGAAACACCUGCCGACUUGGAUCAGUUCAUUCAGGCAGAGAGACUUGGGAGGAGUGUCAGGCAGCAGCUGGAUUCACUCUUGACAGGACAUCAGAGGUCUUCUGCCGUCGUCCAUGAGCCUGCAGGCCGGCUGGGCAAGAACCUGCUCCCAGACUCUGGAUCGAUGAGGCUGCCGUUCCUGUCUUCCCACUCGGCGCUGCAGCUGCCAAGCUCCCUGUCUGGACAGAUCUCCUCCCCAACAGCUGUCAGCGACAGAAACGAUGACUUGGGUUCCGUCCCUCAACACCCAGGAUCCCAUUUUAAGACUCCUUCAAAUGACUUCACAUCAGACGCAGAACCUGCUCAGCAAAUGGUCGUCUCCCGUCACGACUACAAAGCCUGUCGCUCGGAUGAACUGUCGCUGCGACCUGGUGACGUCAUCCAGGUGCUCUACAAAGACAAUGACAGAUGGUGGUUUGGGCGUCUGGACAGUGGGCUGCAGGGAUAUUUCCCAGCUUCUCUUGUGGUGGAGCAGAAUGAAGGUCAGCCAGAGUGGACCUCGGAGAGGACGUUCUCCUCAAGGACAAGGAGGCAGAAGAGUCCAGAUACACACACCACACAAGACACAACUGAAGCAAAGGUACUGGCUGCCGUUGGCUCGGAGACCGACCCGGAGGAGAGUGAUGUCAGAGGGAAGAAGAAGAAGAAAAAGAAGCCCCAUUCCACACUGACGGACACUUCCGGUUCGACUGGAGCAAGGCUGACUCGCCGACCCCUCCCAAAGAUCCCGACUCAAGAUACUUAAACUCUUACGUACUCGCUUACUCUCCUGCCUUUGUUUAUUAAGUCAGGCCACUUUUAUUUUCUUAAAGACGUACUGUAUUUUCAGAUUUUAUACGUUGUAUUUUUGAAAUGCUGAAUUAAGUACCUGGUGGCGCUUAUUGUUACAAUGUUAUGAUGGAAAAUAAAAAUAUUCUAAUUACUUUUGAGAGUGAACUGGCCUACACAUAAAAAGUAAAGAUACUGUGUUCAAUAAUAAGCAUUGAUUCAGCACAUCAUGUUCGAUAUUUCCAUCACCAAACUUGUGUUCUGGCUGCUUAAAGAGAGUCAUGGGACGCUUAAAACAUCUCUCAUCAGAAACAUCAAUGAUGGUGUCAGUUGGGUUCAGAUCAGAGUUGUGUUGAGACUGUUUAGUCCCCUGCAGCGGACCGUUUCCCUCACCACUAAGCAUUCACUUGUUUCAUUAUAUACUGCAUACCGAGUACUGUGUUUGAGUCAGACAUUUGUCUCAGCCUCACCGAAGAUGAACAAAACUGAAGCCGCCACAAUACUGUACACAGAAAAUGUUUUUUCCUACCUUACAAUCCCCUAUUUUUUUUUUCUUUAU